Messenger RNA from Lithohypha guttulata, 2001 nucleotides. RefSeq lists its product as uncharacterized. Bases 1 to 2001 code for a protein of 666 amino acids. The transcript has a single exon. The record is from RefSeq and is a predicted model, not a curated record. NCBI's taxonomy places the organism in Eukaryota, Fungi, Ascomycota, Eurotiomycetes, Chaetothyriales, Trichomeriaceae.
AUGAAGAAGCAGCUUUCGGUGGCUGUCCUUGCAGGAUUGCCGUCAGUACUUGCGGCACCGUUCAAACGAUCAAACAGUGUUCAAACCUUGGCCUCCAUCCGUAAUGGUGAUCUCGUCUUUCAGCUUGGUGAAAUUUCGUACUUGGCUGAAACGACAAGCCCAGUGGCAACCAUCUCAGGUCUUGUUGGCGAGCCUGGCUAUGCACCUGUCACAGUGUUGAAGACCAGCGGCUGCUCGAUUGACUCGGACAGCCUGAGCAGUACUGUCAACAGCUACCUCACGAUAGAUGACGUUUUCAAUGAGCACUUCCUGUCUGGCAUUGUGCUUGCUUCAGACUGCGAAAGCACGGCUGGACUGGACUGGGGCCCAUCGUCAUUCCUGAGCAGCUUCAAUACCAGCCUAGUAGGAAUCUUGUCCGGCGUUGCAAUUGAACCUGGACCAUACCUUGCGGCCCUUGAUAGCUCAGGUACAGCCAGCUUAUCUCUGGUCAAUCGACUCUACCAGGACCGGUACCGUGACUUUCUGUAUGGCACAUAUGCUGCGCCAGAAUUUGGUGUAUAUCAGGCUUUCCCCGACGUUCUAGCCGAGUUUCAGGACCCUCUCAUACCAGUACCUUCCAGAAUAUACAGCUUAUCCGACACCCGACCACUAGCAGGACUUCGAAUCGGUGUCAAGGACCUCUACGACGUAGCAGGCCUGCAAACAUCAGCAGGCAGCAGAGCCUGGGCUGAGAUUACUCCUAUCGCAAGCACGACUGCGCCUUCUAUACAACGCCUCAUUGACCUAGGAGGUAUUGUCGUGGGCAAGCAAAAGACAGCUCAAUUUGCGUCUGGCGCAGAUCCAUGGGAUUGGUACGAUGUACAAUAUCCAUUCAACCCACGAGGAGACGAGUGGCUUACAUGCUCGGCCUCUUCUUCGGGUGGUGGCUGCUCGAUCGCUGCAUAUGACUGGCUUGAUUACGCUAUUGGCUCCGAUACUGGCUCUUCUGUACGCAGACCAGCGGCCGUCUCCGGGACAUAUGGUAAUCGGCCCAGUCAGGGCAUGAUCUCUCUUCAAGGUGUCAAUCCACUUGGCGCUGCACAGGAUACUGCUGGUGUUUUCGGUCGCGACCCUUCCACUUGGGCACAAUUUGGGCGAAACUGGUAUAUACCAGAUCUGCAUCAGGAUUCUAGCAUUAAUGGCCUUGAGCCACUAGUGGUUCCGGACUCCAACGAUUUUCCAAGCACCAUCUACUACGAUCCUGACUACUUGCCUGUCCGCAAUCCUGCGGCUAACCAGCUCGUACAGCAAUUCUAUGCCAAUCUCAGCACUGCAAUGGGCAUUGAUACAGUGACCACGAAUCUGACUAGGACGUUGAUGGACAGUCCUAUUCGAGCCGUACACAACACCACCUAUCGCAACAACGCCUCCACUCUACUGAACACCCGAACUCAGUGGGUGGAGGUUGCCGAGCCUCUACUCACUGCAUGGGCGGAGCGGUACGAUGGACGCUUUCCACCUAUAGAUCCAGCACGCCGACCAGGCUGGGUUGCUCGCACCCCUGCAAACUUCACCCAGGCACAAUACGACAAUGCACUUGCCAUCAAGCGUAACUUCAGUGAGUGGAUGAAUCAUGACUUUCUUGGCAAUGGCAAUCCCACCAUGGGUUCGUGCAGUGAUUCCAGUCUAUGGAUCUAUGACAUCGGGACUGGUGGCCUUCCUAGCUACCGCGAGCAAACACUCUUGGGCAAUCCAGCAGUAACGGCAAGAUUGAAUUAUACACCUCCAGGCGUGCUAACUAGUGGUGUCAAUUUCUGCUCCUUCGCAGGCUGUGCCGACUACACACUGCCGAUUGGACAAGUAUCGUACUUCAGCAAUAUCACACGAUACCAAGAAAUGGUGCCUGUUACCAUAAGUCUGGUUGCAAAAAGAGGUUGCGACUUUGUGCUUUUCAAUUUGAUCAGCAGGCUGGCUGAGCUGGGCGUACUCCAGACGGUCAAGACCGGCAGGACUGCUUUCUAG